Molecule: messenger RNA, 4654 nt
Organism: Amphiprion ocellaris (clown anemonefish)
Lineage: Eukaryota; Metazoa; Chordata; Actinopteri; Pomacentridae
Gene: ubtd1b
Product: ubiquitin domain containing 1b
Exons: 4
Coding region: 676-1413 (245 amino acids)
Molecular function (GO): protein binding
Source: RefSeq, a predicted model, not a curated record
UAGCUCCCCGCCGCUAGUCACCUUUUGCCAGCAGAGAGGGAAGUAACGUUUUGGGGGUUUAAAGAGAAAAAAAUCUGGAGACACCAUCAAAGAACUGAAGCACCGCUUGGCACCGAGUGCUGGGAGAAAGCUGUGAAUACCUCCCGCGUUUAAAAGAGACUCAACCUGCAGGGAAAUUAUCCCGAGUGCGCGGAAGUUUGUGUUUACUGAUGUUGUUGUAGCUAGCUGGUUGGCCCUGUUAGCCUGUUAGCGAGAGGUGCGCGUUGUUUGGACUCAAACAUUUAGAACUAACCCAACUGAACAGGCAAGUUCGAUAACUGCUGAUUUGUCUUAACAAUUCGAAAUACUUGUUUGGCAGAUGUUGCUGGUUAGGCAAACAAACUUGUAACGCUUGUGCGGGUCACGAACUGUGGAUCUUGUGGGGUCUAGUCAAACACAUUUAUUCAUAAAAGGAGAAGACGCACAUUAAGACACCUCCAACGUUCAGACCAGCUCGGCGAUCUUUAACGUCUUCAUUCCAACCGCUCUUUGCAGUUACGGAUGACAAAUCAGGCUUUCAUCGUUUUUGUACCUACGACCCGUCCUCCUCAUCGGACCUAGUUCAUCUGCCUCGUCCGUUAUGGGCCCCCUGUUCAGCUAGUGAGACCCGGGGAAACAAUCCGCAGCCCGCUAACCAUGGGGGGAUGUGUGGGGAGAUACUGGGAAGGCUGGGAGGACACACAGAGCCGAGGCUCAUCCAGGAACGGUGGACGAGGAGGACGUAACGAGCCUCUUAAAAAAGAUCGGCCCAAGUGGAAGAGCGACUAUCCAAUGACGGAGGGUCAGCUACGGAGCAAGAGAGAUGAAUUCUGGGACACAGCGCCAGCCUUUGAGGGCAGGAAGGAGAUCUGGGAUGCCCUGAAAGCCGCUGCCGUGGCCCUGGAGUGUAACGACCAUGAGUUAGCCCAGGCUAUAGUGGAUGGAGCCAGCAUCACACUGCCACAUGGUACUCUGACAGAGUGUUAUGAUGAACUCGGAAACCGCUACCAGCUGCCUGUCUACUGCCUGGCGCCACCCAUCAACCUCAUCUCAGAGCGUAGUGACGAGGACCCCAGCGACAGCCCUGAACCCCCAGUAGCACCCAAGAAGGAAUUCCAGCUCAAGGUUCGACUGUCCACAGGAAAGGACCUGCGUCUCAGCGUCAGCAUGGCCGACACCAUCGGGCAGCUGAAGAAGCAGCUGCAGGCCCAGGAAGACAUCGAUGCCACCCACCAACGCUGGUUCUUCUCCGGGAAGCUGCUCACAGACAAGACGCGGCUACAAGACACUAAGAUCCAGAAGGACUUUGUGAUCCAGGUCAUCGUCAACCCGCAGGCCCUCCGAGCCCCCAAGCUGUCACCGACCACCACUGCCUCCUCCCCUGCUUCUGAAUAACAGGACAAAGAGGAACCAUGGAGGAGUUAUGCAGAGGGUAGAAGAUGCUGAAGGACCAGAUGUGCCUCCAGUGCUGGAUAACUUAUUCUUUUUGACAACAGACACUGUUACUGAAUGAAAAUUAAACUGUGGAGGUACAAAACUACUUUUAGGCAAAAAAAAGAAAAAAAAAAGAAAAAAAUCAGAAGAGAGUGACUCAAAUGCUGCUUUCUUUCACGUACUAUGUUCAAGUUGUUCCUCUGCCGAGUUGUUCCAGUUGUCACACUAAGUCUGGAGAUCUUCACCUGCUUUGAGCCAUCUUGAAUUGAAGCAGAUCUCACAGCCUUUAAAGCCACAUAUGAAAUGUGCACAUUAUGACUAAACUCUGCCUCUGCCUUUUUGUCUGCACUACGUGCCAACGGAGGAAAUGCAGAGGUGUUGAUUCUAAAGCACAUUUCUACUACGACACCUGUGAACUGUGCUCUGCCAUCUUUUUCUCCUCCACAGGAACAAGAAAGGAAGGCUAAGAGCGUGACGCUGAACAUUUUCCUUCUCAUUUUCCUUCCUUCUUUAAUUGAGGAAAUAUUGUAAACUGAGCUUUUUUGCACAUUUAAAUAUUAUUACUAUACUUUUGUGGUAGUUUGUGUGCCUUCUACAAAACAAAAAAAGGGUUAAUGUCCGGAAAAACGUAAGUUUUACCGCUAGGCUAAGCCUUCUGUAUUUUUUUAAUUCAGGAACUCUUAGAUCAAUCUAAGCUAUAACUGCUGCCUUUUUUUAAGAUUUCAUGUCUUGCAGACAAAACAUAUGAUGGGUGUGUGAGGGCAAAACCAACAUAUGUUCGACCCAUAAUAAAUUGAAAUUUGAUGUAGCUCACAAAGAUAAUACUGGUGUACAAAUCAUAGAUUAAGUCAUUAUUGCUGUUUGUGAAGGGAAAGAGAAACUCCCAUGCAACAAGUAUUGUCUUAACAGCUGCGUUCCAGCUUAUUGACCCCCCCACCACCACCACCAGGAGGGAGCAGCACAGCCCUUAUAUAAUCACUUCAGUUGCUUUACAGGUAGUUGUCCUUUUCACCACUCGAUGAAUGUAAUUGCAUUUUCUUCUUGAUGUGGUCUGGUUACUUUGAGGAAACAUAUUUGUCCAUUUUCUUCACCAGCAUACAGAUGCUUUGUUAUGGAGCGGUGAGUGAAAAGCUAAAGGCUGCAAAAAGCUGUAGAUUUGUGUGUGGGUUUUUCAGGUGAACCAGCAGUAGUAGUGAGCCUCAAGGGGAAUAUUAUGAGUUAAUGACAUGACCUGCAAGUACAGUGUUUUACACUUUGCAGUCAAUUUACUUGCUAUGGGACAGUGUGUCAAAUUUAACAAUAGUUGUGUUUUCACUGCGGGAACUAGCAACAUUACUGCUGCUUAAUCAACUGGAUGUGAUCAGUUUGUUGUAUAGUUGUGUUUUCCACACAAAAUUGGAAUAAUUUGCCUAAUCUGAGCUGGUCUCUAUACCAUGGUGGGGACACAGAUCUUUGAAGAAAGUUCCUCAGAUAAAAAAUUGAAGGUACUGCUUAAGAGAAAUUAACCUUAAUGAUGUGACAGUCGUCUCUUCAAAAAGGGCUUGGAGAUUAGACAUUUACAGCAAAAAGCUCCCAUUGCAAACUGUAGGUGUGGAGUUUUAAAUAUAUGGGAGUUAAUCUACCAUCCUAUCCAGUUGCAUUGUGGGAAAUGUAGGUGGUUUUUUUGGAACUUGACAUCUUACAAGGGUUUACAGUGUGGAUAUCACAGGAUUUGCUGCUUUAAUUUUGACCAUUUUUCAAUCUAUUUGCCCCACAACUUUCAGAAUUUAAAUACUAAAUUGCUGGUGUGCUUCUUUAAUGGCCCUUAAUCAAAAGUUCACGGGUUUGACAUGAAAGCAAAAAGUUGACACCAUGUUGGAAAAGUAACAGUCAUCACAUUUUCCUUCCUGGCAAACAAACCAAAUUUAGGUCAUGACAUCUUUUAUGUGGUUGCUCUCUUGUACGUUGACUUAGAAUGAAAAAGAAAAAAAGAUGCAAGUUUAUGUUAGGGUGUCAAAAAGUCUUUUCUCAAGACGUCUUGCUUAUGAUUCAAAGUGUUUUUCAGUUUCACACUGAGCAGUGGAGUACUGCCUUUUUCCCUGUACAAUGUAGCACAAAGCCAUGAAUUUAUGCUGGCAGCUCUGGGCUGAAGUUCCCAUCAGGCCACACUGCAGCUCAGUCUGUGAUGUGACAGAUUUGUGUCCGAGUGCUGUGAACAUCCACAUUUAUCUGUUUUACAUUUGCAUUUUCAAUCAUUUUAUCAUACGUCUGACUCGCUGUUAGCACAUAAAACAAUACAGGACUGUCAAAAACGGAUCAAAGGUGUCAUUGAUCCUCUUCGUUUGUCCUAUAUGUAUGGAAAAAGGCCAUAAUUGUUUUCACUUUAAAAGCCACUGAAUACCUAACUGUGACAUUUAACCACUGCAAAAUGGUUUUGUUGAAUCCAGCUGAAUAAAUAGAAUCAAUUUACAUUCACAUUUUGAAACUGUAUUUAAAAUUACAAGUAACAUGAAUAUAGUUUAAUAUUUGAUGUGUAAAUUUUGUAUAGUCUUUUUUCUGAAACCUUGAAGUUUUUCAAAAUUCGAAAACCUUAAAUCUGUCUAGAGAAGCAAAUAAACUCUCUGCUUCUGUGUGUCAGUCACUAACAUGGCGCUGACAGAUUUGGGUUUCUUGGGAUUAUUCAGGGUCUUGGUGGGCUUCGCUUUCAUUCGCCGCUCCUUCCUGUCACACGAUUGUCCAUCAGUGGGGGAAUAAAACUGAACUGAGCCACAGCUCACCACAUCAAGAACGUUUUCAUUCUGUUUUAUCUUUUUUAACCAGUUUCAGCCUUGAUGCUCAUUACAGUUUCCUAUUUGUUAUAUCCAGAACGUUUUGUUUUCUGCUUUCCCUUUACCUGUGGUUCUUAAAGGGAUAUUUGAUAAUCAUCGUAUGCAAACUUGAAUGAGCAUUUUUCUCUGUAUGUGCAAUACAAUAGACAUAGACCUCAUAUCAUUUUUGUGUCUGAUUCUGCAGAUUUCAUAAAGCACCAGCCAUAAGUAUUGUUAAAGUAAUGUCAAACUCCAGGUACAAGCCUGCUAUGAUCUGAUUCCUGUGUCAGAUAAUCAGCUGCCUCUGUCAGUGGUUUUAAAUGUUCAUGUCUGUCACUUUGAAAUGUAUUCCCAGCUGUCGCCUUGACCAUUGGGCCUCAUCGUCUUUUACAGAAUAAAUAUCUAAACAUUAUAAA